Colletotrichum orchidophilum is the source of this 516-nucleotide messenger RNA. RefSeq lists its product as uncharacterized. Bases 1 to 516 code for a protein of 171 amino acids. The transcript has a single exon. NCBI's taxonomy places the organism in Eukaryota, Fungi, Ascomycota, Sordariomycetes, Glomerellales, Glomerellaceae. The record is from RefSeq and is a predicted model, not a curated record.
AUGCGUUCUAUCGAUAUCUCCCUUCUCGUGCUUUUUGCCGUGUUUCACACCGGACUUGCCCUCUCCCCCCCAUCUCUCGUUUCGCGAGGACUGAAUCAUUGGUGGUGGCCAACUCGUGGUCACACCUCCGACAAUGCUAAGCCAACUACGAUCCACACACUGGAAUCUCUCCAGCGAGACCCUGAGAAUAUUUACCGCGAGGAAGAGCCAGUCUCUCCGAACUGGAACCAUCAACUCCACGAGGAUGUCACCAAAACAGUGCAGGUGUUUGCGUGGACUUAUACGUUUAUCGAAGCUGACAACGCCGAAACCGAGAGGUGUUUUGUUGGUGUGCGAAACAUCGGCAAGCGUUCCACGAAAGUCGAGGUUGGCUACAAAACGGGCUCAGCAUUUUUCCCUAGGAACAACGGAACCAGGAUUGUAUACCCAAGUCGCAAAAAGGGUGUUGCCUCGUAUGAGGCGUGGAACUUCCUUAAAUUCGGUAAGACUCCGGUGGAAAUCCGCCUUUAUAAGUGA